CUUUUUGCAGUUUAUUAGUACAUCUCUUUCGUCUCAGCAUCCGCAAAAGCGUAAAAGAAAGGAGCCACUUGUCAGACACUAUUUAUAGGUUCUUGGUUAGUUCAAUAUUUUCAGAUUUUAUUUGGUUAGUUUUUAGAUUUUUAUCAUAUAUUAUUAAUGGUUUCAGAUCAGUGUAGGAUAUAUCCUACAUAAAGUCCAUACCAUAGUUUUACCCCAAAAAAAUCCAUACCAUAGUUGCUCUGCUUCUUCAUUCAUCGUUUGUAAAAUAUAUUUUAAAAUUGUUGAUUUUCCAUGAGGUCAUCCAAUAAGUUUAUUCUGCUGAUUUUGUCAACCAUAACUCUCAUCAGUUUAGUUACAGAGAGUCGAAAAACAAUACCAUCUCAAGAGAAGAAAAGAGAGUUGGAGAAACUACUCAACCAUAUCAAUAAACCUGCGAUCAAAAGUUUCCAAAGCAAACAUGGUUAUAUACUGGAUUGCAUCGACAUUCAUAAGCAGCUAGCCUUUGAUCAUCCUUUGCUCAAGAACCAUUCUGUUCAGUUAAAGCCUACAACUAUACCUAAAUGGACAAGAGAUAACAAUACUUCUCAAAAAUCAACUUCUCUUCCAUUUCGACAAGAAGAAGACAUAAUUUGUCCACCUGGGACUGUGAUUAUUAAAAGAACUACACUUGAAGAUCUUAUACAAUUCCAACGUUUAGAAUCCUUAGGAUUGAAACCAACUUCAAAGGACAGGAACGAUGAUCCACCUGGUCAUUAUACUGCCGUUGCUCAGUACUAUGCACUCAAUUUUGGUGGAAAGGGAAACAUUAAUGUAUGGGAUCCCCAAGUCGAGCCUGAUCAAUAUAGUCUUUCAAGUUUAUAUGUCCAAGGUGGCCGUAGAGAAGACUUUGAGACCAUCUCAGCUGGAUGGAUUGCAAACAAGAAAGGUUGCUACAAUACAUUAUGUCCCGGGUUCGUACAAGUGAGCCGCAAGUUCCCACUAGGAAGUGUUGCCAGACCAGUUUCCAAGUAUGGUGGUAAACAAUAUCAUCUAGAAAUCAGCAUAUAUCAGGAACGUCUGACAAGAGAUUGGUGGUAUGUGCUAAAGGGCGAGCCAGUUGGGUACUGGCCAAAUCCAUUGUUCAGUUAUAAUGGUUUAGCCGAGGGUGCAGAUAAUGUUUGGUGGGGAGGAGAAGUUUUCAGUGCAGAUAAAAAUAGAAUAAGCCCAAUCAUGGGAAGUGGAUUUGUCCCGCAAGAUGAUUUUGGAAAAGCAGCUUAUAUCAAUGGUCUUAGAGUGAUCGAUCGUUAUUCAAGAAAAGUUAUGAUGCCACCAGCAAAAGAUUUAGUAGUAUACGCAAGCAGUCCAACUUGUUAUAACGUCAAAACGAUAUCACGUCGUGGUGAGUAUUGGUCUAGGGCUAUAUUCUAUGGAGGACCUGCAGGAUGCACUGUUCGUUAACAUGUCUUUAAUUAACAGCCUUAUGCUUCUAGACUAUUAAUUAUGUAAUUUCCUUCUUUUAGACUCAUCUCCGUUAACGUUUACCGUCGAGCUCGUAUCACAAAAUGUCCCUUUAGGAAGGAAGUGAAUUACAAAAGUAUUGUUGGCACU
Molecule: messenger RNA, 1587 nt
Organism: Brassica napus (rape)
Lineage: Eukaryota; Viridiplantae; Streptophyta; Magnoliopsida; Brassicales; Brassicaceae
Exons: 6
Coding region: 292-1437 (381 amino acids)
Source: RefSeq, a predicted model, not a curated record